Zootoca vivipara (common lizard) is the source of this 11943-nucleotide messenger RNA. NCBI's taxonomy places the organism in Eukaryota, Metazoa, Chordata, Lepidosauria, Squamata, Lacertidae. The record is from RefSeq and is a predicted model, not a curated record.
GAACCCUCUCCCCCCCCCCCGAGUCCCUAGGUUUGGCUAUUCCUUUCGCCUUGCAGGACAGGAGAGAGGGAGGGAGGCUUCCUUCCUAAGGAAUUGGCUCCCUGCGGUCAGAGGACAUGUGGGACACCUCUUGGAAGUUGGAACUGAACAGGCACCAUACAACUGUACUGUACUAUUAUAGGAGUAAAACUUUCUUUCCUUGAGGGUGAGCGAGCAAAAGAGUAUGUUGUUGUUGUUGUUGAUUCCAAUUCACUUAAAUGUCCUAUUGUCCGAGGCUGAACUUUUAUGUUGCCAUGGUGGUGGUGGUGGUGAUCGUGGGGGGUGGGGGGCUCUUGUCUCAAGCAACACCUUUAGUUCUCCUGCUUGUUGGGUAUUUGUGAGCCGCAGAUGAAAAGAAUAAGCCAUUCUGAGAUAUCCAGCAUAGCAUUUUGUUUCAAAGAGUUUCCAUUUUCUGUGGGUUCAGGUUGUGGGUGAAGAGCUCUGGGUGCUGCCAAGCAGGCGCCUCCGGGAAGCCCGCAAGCUGCCCAUGGAGGUGGCUGAAUGCUCCCAAACUUUGUAAAGGUACAGGAAGGAGCAACCUAAAUGAUCAAAAGGCCAGAGGAAGCUGUAAACUCAGUAGGAUUGCCCAGGGAAACUGAAUGAUGGAGGAUUCAAGAUGCACUAAGGAAGAUACUCUCUCAUGGCACAUGUUAAAACUGUGGAAUUUGCCAACACCAUCAAAUCAUAGAAUUGUAGGGACCCCGAGAGUUAUCAGGUCCAACUAGAUCAUAAACGGCACAUGGCCACCCAACCUCUGCUUAAAAACAUCCAGGAAAGGAGAGUCUGCCACCUCUCAUGGGAGUCUGUUCCACUGUUCUGUUGAAAGCAGCCCAGAGUGGCUGGGGAAACCCAGCCAGAUGGGCGGGGUAUAAAUAAAUUAUUAUUAUUAUUAUUAUUAUUAUUAUUAUUAUUAUUAUGUCAAACAGAGCUUACAGUCAGAAAGGUAUUCAGGAUAUUUAGUCGGAAUCUCCUUCCUUGUCAUUUGAAUCCGUUUGGAUCCUGCCCUCUGGAGCUGCAGAAAACAAGCUUGUUCCAUCUUCCAUUUGAUGACAGCCCUUGAGAUACUUGAAGAUGGUUUCCAGACCCUUUGAUCAUCCUGGUCUCGCCCCUCUGCACACCUCCCUGCUUGUCAACAUCCUUCUUAAACUGGGGUGCCCAGAACUGGGCACAGGUCUCCAGGUGUGGCCUGGCCAAGGCGAGUGGGAUUAUUCCUUCCCUUGAUCUGGGCCCUAGACUUCUGUUGAUGCAGCCUAGAAUAGCAUUACCUAGCUUUUUUUGCUGCUGCAUCACACUAUGGACUCGUGUUAAGCUUACAGUCUGCUAAGACCCCUGGAUCCUUUUCACAUGUACUUCUUGCAAUCCAGGUGUCCCUCAUCUUACAUUUGCGCAGCUGGCUAUUCUUCUGCCAAAGUGUAGAACCUGACAUUUGUCCCUGUUGCAAUUCAUUUUGUUAGAUUUGGCUCAGUUCACCAAUCUGUUAAAUUCAUUGUGAACCCCAAAUCUAUCUUCACUGGCAUUGGCUACCACUCCCCAUUUAUUGUCAUCUGCAAAUUUGAUUAGCAUCCCCUCAGGUCCUCCAUCCAAGUUGUUUAUAAAGAUGUUGAACCACAACAGGCCCAGGACAGGACCCCACAUCACCCCACUUGUCACUGUUUCUGUGAUGACAAGUAACUUUUAUCAGAAAAAGAAAUGAGAUUUGUCUGGAAUGACCGACUGUUUAAUUAUCUGUUCUGGCCCCAUUAGUAAGUUAACGUAGGUGUGCAGGUUUAUGUAAAAAAUAUAAAGAAGGCAAACUCUUGCCUCCGUAGAGGAGAGACCAUGGACUUUAAAACCCAAACUCAUAUGAAGUCGUUUCCCCUCCUACCACUAGGUGGCGAUGCUUCUAUGUUCUCAGUGUCCCUCUUGGUUUUCAAUUUUUAAAAAAUUCCGCCGGCAGUUUUUCGCUUGCCAGAUGUUCUCUUGCACCAUCAGGAUUUCCAAGUAGAGUGGGACUCCCUUAAAGUGCACUCAUUUCUUCUUGGGAUGAUUCUGACACACCCUCUUUGUGUGUCCUCUUUCGUCUUUUCUCUCUCUCUCCCUCCCUUCCCAGGCUAUCUAAAAUCGUCAGCUCGGCUUCAAACAAUAACCCCCAGGAUCAAAUCAAAUAAAAACCACCGAAGGUUCAGCAGUGCAUUUUAUAAGCAAACUUUUUCAGCAGGGGGCCGGUCAUAAUAAUAAUAAUAAUAAUAAUAAUAAUAAUAAUAAUAAUAAUAAUAAUAAUGAACGAAUUCUUAUGCCCCACAAAUAACCCAGAGAGAUGCAUUUUAAGUAAAAGGACACAUUCUACUCAUGUAAAAACAUGCUGAUUCCUGGACCGUCCAUGGGCCGGAUUUAGAAGGUGAUUGGGCCAGCAGAUUGUGAUCUGCCGGUAGAUUGCUGGACGUCUGAUCACUGGUAGAUCAUUGGCUCCCCCCAAAGAAGCUGAACAACUGUGGCUCCCCUAAAAAAAAGCUCAACAUUUUACCUCCUACCUGGAAAAACUCAACAACUUUGACCCGAACCCCAAAAAAGGGGGUAAAUCACUGCCAGAUUUUAACUCUGUGAGUAGAUUGCAAUCUCUUGGGAGUUGGCCACCCCUGGUCUAACCCAACCUCCUUCAAGGCAGGGGUCUCAACACGUCCCCCCAUCCAGUUUGAAACCAUACCAGGCCCUGCUUACCUUUGCAAAUGCGCUGCUGAAAAAAGUAAGAGCCGCUCAAUAGAGACUGGGGUGAUCGGAGGGGGAGUGUGUGGGGAUGCCACCAGCCUGGGUGGCUCUAAAAAGGAAUUAAGGGGAAACAAUGGAAAGGGUUGUCAAUAACUAGUAGUGUUGGGGGCAACCUGCCUUUGAAUAAUACCAGUUCCUGGGAAUCCCAGGUGGGGAGAGUGGCUCUCAUGCUCAGGUCCUGCAUCGGAACAAAAUAAAAAAAUCAAAAUAUUUCUUCCAGUAGCACCUUAGAGACCAACUAAGUUUUGUGUGCAUGCACACUUCUUCAGAUACACUGAAACAGAAGUCAUCAGACCGUUGUAUAUAGUGAGAGGGUGGGGAGGGGUAUUACUCAGAAGGGUGGUGGGAAUGGGUGAUUGGCUGAUAGGUGUGGUAAACUGAUGACUGCAAUUGGUCUUACAGGAAAAAGCAAGGGGUGAGAUAGCUAAAAAAGCCUUAUCAUGUAUAAUGAGAUAAGAAUCCAAUGUCUCUAUUCAGACCAGGUCCAUGGUUUUAAGUUUGGUAAAAAGUUGUUAUUCAGCAACUUCUCUUUCCAGUCUAUUUCUGAAAUUCUUUUGUAAUAAGACAGCUACCUUGAGAUCUUGUAUAGAAUGUCCUGGGAGAUUGAAGUGUUUUCCGACUGGUUUCUCUGUCUUGUGAUUCCUGAUGUCAGAUUUAUGUCCAUUUAUCCUUUGGCGUAGGGUUUGGCCUGUUUGUCCAAUAUAGAGAGCUGAAGGGCACUGUUGGCAUUUGAUGGCAUACACAAUGUUAGAAGAUGAGCAAUUAAACAGUCCUGAGAUGGUAUGUUGGAUGUUGUUGGGGCCAGUGAUGGUGUUGUCCGGGUGUAUGUGGCAGCAAAGUUGGCAUCUGGGUUUAUUGCAGGCUCUGGUACCAGUGUCCAUGUUAAGUCUGGUGGUGGUAUUAUUGUGGGUGAGGAGUUGUUUAAGAUUGGGUGGCUGUCUUGAGGCAAUGAAAGGUCUUCCUCCCAGAGCUUGAGAAAGGGAGCUGUCAUUGUCUAGGAGAGGCUGUAGAUCUCUGAUGAUGCGUUGUACUGUUUUAGCUUGGGAGCUGUAUGUAAUUACUAAUGGUGUUCUGUUAUUUUCUUUUUGGGGUCUGUCUUGCAGCAAGUUCUCUCUGGGUAUCAGUCUGGAUCUGUUGUUUAACUUCAUUGGGCUGAUAUUUUAGUUCUAAUAAGGUUUGCUGUAGGUCCUGUUGUUGGCUUUCUGUAAUGGGAAUCUGCUUGGCCACUCCCAGAACAGGAUGCUGGGCUGAAAUGGGCUCCCUUUGGCCCCUGGUCCCACUGAAGGGUUCUUCAAUUGACAUCCCUUUCCUACUGCUUCUCCCCGGAGAGCCAGGCUCAGACGCCACUUGACCAUGAAGCUUGCUGGUGGUCUUGGGUCAUUCGUUCGUAAUAGUAAUAAACGUUGCCCUCACUGGGCGUGUCGCUUUGCAGAAUACAAGAGGGCAGGAUUCUGACCUGCGGGGUUGGGUGUGUGUGUGUGUGCGCGUGUUCACGUUCCUGAAAUCAACAGGGGGGUUAGGCAUUGCUUGAUCCCAGGCCCUGAACUAACUUUUGCAGGAAAGAAGUCUGAGAAACCGAGGUAGAUAGGGGUGACGAGAGAUGAAGUUCCAGAGGCAAAAUUAAUAGGCGAUAGACAGACUAAUAGACAAAAUUUAAAACUGACCAAUUGCUGGGUCCAGAUGAGAGUUCUUAAAAGAACUCAGAAAUUGCUGAUCUUCGAGCAAAAAUACUUGCCCCUAUGAUCAGCCUCUACUGGAAAGUAGCCACCCUGUAAGUCCAGUUUUUAGAAGGCGGUCCAGGGGGAUCGUGGCCAUUACAGGCCGGUAGCUUAGUGUCUGAUCCAGGAAAACGGGCGGAAAUGAUUGUUAAAGAUUUGAAAAGCAUAUACAGUAGAAGAAAAAUCUUCCUGAAGCAGAAGCAGCAUGCCUUCUACAAGAGCAAGUCCUGUCUCACAUAUUUCUUACAGUUCUUUGAGAGUGUCAGCAACCAUAUAGAUAUAGAGACAUAGCCUUCUCCUCCUCCAUGAAUUUGUCCAAUCCUCUCUUAAAACCACCUGCCUCCUGUCGGAGCAAGUUCCAUUGGUUAACUACAGGUGAAACUUGGAAAAUUAGAAUAUCGUCGAAAAGUGCAUUUAUUUCAGCAAUGCAACUUAAAAGAUGAAACCAGUAUAUCAAAUCAAAUCAAUAACCUUUAUUAGGCAUGACAAAUUCAGAAGCUUCAGAACAAAAUUAUGAGUAAAACAUUCACAUUAUAAACUUCAUGAAAUAAAAUACAUAUUAAUUGAUUUAGUAUUUUAGAGCAAUAUAUCAAUUUUCAAUUAGCAUCCCCUGGUCCUCUCCACAGUGGCCCAAUCUCUCUGCGUGAACCGAGCACAAAAACUCAGCCACCACUAAAGUAACUACAUCAUUAUUAUCUGACAAUAACCCCAUAAUAGUUGGCAUUGCUGCGAUCGAUGCAUCCACCUGCAAAGCAUCCAGCAAUCGUCUUCUCGCAUUAAUACUGUAAUUACAGGAAAAGAAAAUGUGGUCCAAUGUAUCUGGUUCAUUCUUCCCGCAUUUACAUAAACGUUCGGCUUUUGGGAGAGCUAGAUAUCGAAACCAGUAUAUGAGAUACAUGCAUGACAUGCAAAGCAAGAUAUGUCAAGCCUUUAUUUGUUGUAAUUGUAAUUAUUUGUCGUUAGGCGGGUCAGUUAUAAAUGGAAUGUAAUUAAUGAAAUGUAAUAGCGAUGUUUAUUUUUGCAUUAUUGAAACUAUUUGUUUUAUUACUGUGGAAUUUCCAAAAGAAAGCAUUUGUAAAAAGUAAAUAAUAAUAAUAAUAAGUUGCAUUACUGAAAUAAAUGCACUUUUCGACGAUAUUCUAAUUUUCCAAGUUUCCCCUGUAUGUGCUGCAUGAAGAAGUCCAUUCUUUUUUUCCUUUUUUUUUGCCUGUCCUAAAUCUCCCUGCAUUCGGCUUCUUUGGAUGCCCAGGAGUUCUAGUGUUGUGUGUGUGUGUGUGGGGGGGGAAUCUUUCCUCUCCACUUUCUCCAUGCCAUUCAGAACUUUAAACUUCUAUCUUGCCAUAGAAUGGUAGACUUGGAAAGGAACCCCAGGGAUCAUCUAGUCCAACCCCCUCCAAUGCAGGGAUCUCAACUAAAGCAUCCAAGGCAGGUGUCCACCCAGCUUCUUCAAGGAAGGAGAGGGUUUUGUCUAAACUUAAAAGCCCCAAGCGCAGCAACCUUCUACAAGGCAGGAGCCAGUUUUGUGUGGUUCCUGACUUCCCAGCCCCAUGCCAUCGGCCUAUGGCCAGGUGAACUACAGCCAUGUGUCUGGGCAGGCUCCCCACUGGAGCGCAUCGACGCCAACCCCCUGCUCUGUCUCUUCUUCCAGAGAGUUUCUCCGAUGUGAAUUGAGCCGUGGAGGUCGUGUCGUGGGGGGCCCCAAGGCCAAGCAGCCUUCUGGGGAAAUCGCCCGCGGCUUCUGGCCAUACGGGGCUCCGGGAGCAGCACCGGGAGGAUUGCUCGUGUCAGACAAGGAGGCCGACUCUUCCUCCCCUCCCGCCGGGCUCUUGGCUUUGCCGGUGACCUCCACCCCCCUGUGGCUGCUGACAAGGGGGCGGCGUGCUGUGGGGCUGCUGCUGGGGUGAGCAUCUGCCCUGAGAUCUACAGGUUCCCUGCUGUUGAGAUUGGACUUCCCAACCUGAGGGGGUGAUCCAGGGCGGAUCCUUGUUAAGCUAUAACGCAGGUUUUUGGGGAAGAGAAGAAAGAAGACGAGAGCCAGAGGAAAGUCAGCCCAGGAGCGGCAGAGAUGGCAGCCGAGACACUGAACUUUGGGCCAGAGUGGCUCCGCGCUCUCUCCAGUGGCGGGAGUGUCGCUUCCCCCCCACCCUCCCCUGCCAUGCCAAAGUACAAGCUAGCUGAAUACCGAUACGGGCGGGAAGAGAUGUUAGCACUUUACGUGAAAGACAACAAGGUCCCGGAGGAGAUCCAGGAUAAAGAGUUCUCUGCCAUUCUCCAGGACGACCCUCUGCAGCCUCUGGCGUUGGUUCCCUUAACGGAAGAGGAGCAGAGGAACUUCUCCAUGUCUGUGAACAGUGUUGCAGUGCUAAGGCUGAUGGGAAAGGGAGGCGGGGCUGCCCCGGCCGGAGUCUCCCGGGGGAGAGGCAGCACGCGGAGCCGAGGCCGUGGCCGUGGCGAGAGUGGCUUUUACCAAAGAAGCAUUGAGGAGGCAGAAGGGGCAUUUGGCCGCGGUGGGGUCCGCGAGAUACACCGCAGCCAGAGUUGGGAUGACCGAGGAGAGCGACGGUUUGAGAAGCCCAUCCGACGGGAAGGAGGUACAGUGGAUUUCCCACCUAGAUCACAAGCACGGGCUCCGUUUGAGGAAGUGGUUCCCCCGGGACGCAAGGAGUUUGCCCGCUCGGACAGCGACAACUGGCGCACCCUCCGAGAGGAGCACGAGGAGGAGGAAGAGGGCAGCAGCGGUGGUGCUGUGGCCGUGGCGGGGGUCAGCUGGCGGCAGAGUGGAGGCCCCCGGCGGGAGAGUGAGCGCUGGCGGUCUGCUAGCCCAGACGGAGGAGGCCCUCGGUCCGCGGGGUGGCGGGAGCACGGCGGAGAGGGGCGCCGGCGGAAGUUCGAUUUUGACUUCCGGGAGCGGGAGGAUGAGCCGCGGAGUGGGCGCCGGCACCGGCACAACAGCGACGGCUUCGAGGACGACAAGGAUGGCCUCCCCGAGUGGUGCCUGGAGGACGAGGAAGAGGAGAUGGGGACGUUCGACUCCUCCGGGGCCUUCAUGUCCCUCAAGAAGAGCCCCAAAGAGCCGAUCCUUGAGGAGCAGGAGUUAAGCUUCCAGCCCCUGCAAGAAGAGGAGGAGGAGGAGGAGGAGGAGCUGCCGGAGGCCAAGGAUGGCGACAGGAGAGAGGGCGGGGAGGUCCCUGCCAGCCCCACGGCCAAGGAGGGGCCGGAGAGAGAAUGGAAGGAGCCCCGGCAAGGGCCGGAGGAGAAACUGCCUGCUCCUCCUGGUGCCCCGUGGCGAACGGGCCCCUCUUUCCCCACUGCUACUGCCCCCGUGGGUGAAUGCGAGAGUGUCUCAUCGAAAGUGGAGGUCUCAGGGCUGGUGCCUGGUGGCAACAAAGAGAAGGAAGCUCUCGAUGGGGAUCCGUGCCUCCUCAGCCACCCGUCACAGCUCAACCCCGCUGCUGUGGCUGCCCUUCCCACGCCGGCGUCCUCGUCCGCAACUGCUGCUGCUGCUACUACUGAAUUCACAGUUGGGGACAACGAGGAUGAGGACGGGAUGAAGCACCUGCAGCAGGAAGCGGAGAAGAUGGUGGCUUCCUUGCAGGACAGCUCUCUGGAGGAGGAACACUUCACCCAGACCAUCGUGGACCACCGCAACACGGCCGCCGCCUUGCCGCUCUCCCACGAGGCAGCCAUGAAGUGGUUCUACAAGGAUCCCCAGGGGGAGAUCCAAGGCCCCUUCACGACUCAAGAGAUGGCCGAGUGGUUCCAGGCCGGCUACUUCACCAUGUCCCUGCUGGUGAAGAGAGGCUGCGACGAGGGCUUCCAGCCGCUGGGCGAAGUCAUUAAGAUGUGGGGAAGAGUGCCUUUCGCUCCGGGUCCAUCGCCACCCCCCUUGCUGGGAAACAUGGACCAGGAGCGCCUGAAGAAGCAGCAGGAGCUGGCGGCCGCUGCCCUCUACCAGCAGCUCCAGCACCAACAGCUGCUUCAGCUCGUCAACAGCAGGCAGUAUGCCCAGUGCUCCCUCCAGCAGAAGGUGGCUGCCGGGGACCUGACACAGCAGCAGCUCACCACCUUCCUGCAGCAGCUGCAGGCUCUCAAGCCAAGAGCCGGGGAGCAGGGAAUGAUUCCUUCUAUGAACCGAUCAAUAUCUGUGCCAGACACCGGGUCCCUGUGGGACACACAUACCUCAGCCUCACCGCAAGCAGGUGACAACUCGAGCCUCUGCGGUGAGACCAGCUUAUGGGAUAUUCCAAUUAAUUCUUCAACUCAGGGUCCAAUCUUAGAACAACUUCAACUGCAACAUAAACUACAAGAGCGGAGAGGCGCCGAACUCAGGGCUAAGAGGGACGAGGACGAGCGGAAACGGCGCCAGGAGGAGCAGAAGCGCCGCGAGGAGGAGGAGGUGUUCCGGCGCAAGCAGGCAAGGGCAGCGAGCGCCAGCACAGCCUCCCAUGCGCAGCUGCCCUCUUCCUCGUCCUGGGGCCAGCAGUCGGUGAACAGCUCUUCCUCCACCCAGAACAGCUUCAGCAUCUCAGACAUCCAGAAGCUGGGGGACGUGCGGGCCUUGCGGGAAGAGUGCCGCCACCAGGAGCUUCUGAAGCUGAUCCAGCAGCAGCAGAACUCUCACCCGCUGUGGACCAAGCAGAACGUCUCCAUGAAGGCCCUGCUGGAGCUACAGCAAGAGAGCGAGAGGCACAUGCAGAAGCAGCAGCAGAGGGCGCAGCAGAGAGCCCACGGCGGCCACAGUCUGACCAGCCUCCCGUCGCAGUGGGGGGCUGACUCGAGCCCCCUAUGGGGGGCCCACGAGAAGAACAGCUCCAUCAACCUCUGGGAGGAGAGCAUGAAGAACGCCAGCCCCCUCGCCAGGAGCCUAGGCUUGAAGAACAGCCGCAGCAGCCCGUCCCUGGGGGACACGUACAACGCCUCCUGUCGGCAGAGCCGGAAGAAGACGGACGAGGAGGAGAAACUGCUGAAGCUGCUUCAGGGAAUCCACAAGCCGCAGGACGGUUUCACGCAGUGGUGUGAGCAGAUGCUUCAUGCCCUCAAUACCUCCAGCAACCUUGAUGUCCCCACUGUGGUAGCCUUCCUGAAGGAGGUCGAGUCCCCCUAUGACGUCCACGACUGCAUCCGCUCCUACCUGGGAGACACGGUGGAAGCCAAAGAGUUCGCGAAGCAGUUCCUGGAGCGCCGUGCCAAGCAGAGAGCCAGUCAGCAGCGCCAGCAGCAGCAGGAAGCGUCCUGGCUGAGCUCCAGCAGCCUGCAGUCCCUCUUCCAGUCCAACCACAGCCCCAAGGCCCCCUCCUUCGAGAACAGCCAAGCCGCCAAGAUCAAGAGGCGCCCGAUGAUGCUCCACGCAGACCCCAGCAUCCUGGGUUAUGCUCUUCACGGCUCCUCAAGCGAGCUGGAAACGGUGGAGGACUACUGACUCACAGCAAUAGGAAUAUCUCUUCCUUUUCAUCUCUCUGUGUUUCUCUGUAUAUCUCUUCUCUCUCUCUAUCUCUCUCUCUGUAUCUCUGCCGCUGCUGCCUUGAUCUAACCAAUUUCAGUCUCGGCUGAAUGUGCACUGCAAGAGAGGCGGCCAGGUGGCCCCCACCCCCAUCAUCACCCCCCCUUCCCCUCCUGGACCGGAGGUAGGAGGUCGUGGGGAGGGAGCGGUCAGUGGCGGCAACGGCAACGGUCAGUUGGACACCGGCCAGGAGGAGGAUGUUACGCACUUCUUUCCUUACGAGAAAAACAAAAAACAAAAAUAAGCACCUUAACGAACAAAAACGUUUUUUUUCAUGCCAAUGCACUUUAUCUAAAAAAGAAAAAAAGAACUUUUUUUUACAGUGGACUUGUUAAAAACUCAAAAGGAAAAAGGAAAAAAAAAGGAAAAAAAAGAUUUUUUGUUUUUGCAAUUGCAGAAGAUUUUUUUUCUAUAUACACAUAUAUAUAUAAAGAAAAUCGUUAAAAACCUACAAAAAUUUUUAUCUUUGAAAAGAAAACACUUAUUUUUCACACGGGGAUAAGUUUUCAAAAAACAAAAACAAAACGUGAAUGGCAAUUUCACAAAAGGCUUGAUAUAAAAAAAGAUUUAUAAGACAAAAAAAAGAAAAACUUGAAGAAAUGCACUUAGAAAAAAAGGAACUGUGUUUUUUUUUACCAUUGUUUCGAUAACUAUAUAUAUAUAAAUAUAAAUAUAUACAUUUGUGUAAAUACUGUUCAGACUUGCCCCGCACAGUAUAUAUUUUCUCUUACGAAGAGGCCAUUUUUUAUAAGAAUUCUUUCUGUUCUUCUUGUCGUCAUUUUUUUAAAAAGAAAAUUGCACAAAUGCCUACCCUCCCCCCCUCCCACCUUCUGGACGUUACAAUUCUAUCUGUGUUUUUUUUUGUGGUUGUUGUUUUUUUAUAAUCAAAGGGAAAAAAGGAGAAGAAAAAAAAGAACUUUGCAAAAAGAGUAAUUUUACACUAACGACGAAGCGGGUUUUUUGCUCGUACCAGAAGCUGCUUUGCAAGCUCGACCCCGAGAUUCCUUCUCACUCGUUGGCUCCGAAAACCAUCUCCUGGCUUCUUCCAAGGAAUCUCGCAAAGCGAAGCAGGCACGCCCCCCCUUCUUUUCUUCAUCCCCAAUGCCGCCUUUUUCAAAAUCUCCCCACCUGCGAAUUACCUUACAGACUUUCCCUUUCGUUUGUGCUACAGCUCCUCAGAAGGCGACGAGUGUUUUUUCCCCCCAGCGACUGUUUUGCAUGUCCGCAUGAAGACGCACUUUUUUCCGUUCUGAGAUAUAAGGAGAGGAAGGGAAGCUCCGAAGGGAGGGGGCGCAUUGUGAGUCUUCUGGGGGGUUUUGUGCGUUUGCGUGCGUUUUUGUUACGUUCCCUAUCCUCCUGCCCACCUCCCAUUCUUCCCUAUUUUCCCCCGUGUACACAGUUGAGAAUCAAAUCGUUAAUUGAAAGUGUUGUUCUCUCUCCCCCCCCUUUUGUUGUUUCGAGGAGAAAAAGACCUGAGUUAUUUACCGACGUCAACUUAGGAAACUCUCUCCCUGGUGCACUCAGAGCAGAAUUGAAUGUAUUGCAUCCUCGGGCGACAAUUUCGAAGCUGCAGAGCCACGCUUAUUCUCCCCCCCCUCUUUGUGUGUCUCCCCCCUCCCCAAAAAAGCUGCCUGUUACAAGAUGGUGUUUGAUGAAGAGCAACAAAAGCGCUGUUUGUAAGGGGGGGUGGGGGGCGAGCGAGCGAGCUUCCUUCUUAAAAUCUCACUUUAAAACAAGGAUGCCACCACCAAUGUCUUCUUCGUGGUCUCUCACUCUCAGGAGAGCCUGCGUUUUUAAGACUAAACUCUUCCCCCCUCCACACACACACACACACACACACACACACACACACCGAUUUAGGGAGCAGAUGUAGCGGAGUGUGUGUAUAGUAUAUUUACAGAUGAUAACCUUUUAUAUCAUUCAUAUAUAUAUAUAUAUAUA